AAAUUCCAAAACCCACUUGUUAAAUUGUUAUCUUUCUUGCGAAAUCAAUCGGACCACAAAAAACCCAUUUUAUUGAAUUUCCCAAAUUCGUUUUUUGUUGUUUUCUGGGCUCCAAUCGUAGCCCCAAAAACCGCAAUAAUUAUCUUUGGAAUUUGAGGUGUGGUUAGAUAAGUUGAAAAUGCUGUGACCUUUAAAGCGAGAAAAGAGAGAUUUGGUUCCAGAAACUUGUUUUCUGAUCUGGGUUUCUCUUAGAAAAAUGUUCAAGCUUUCUUUGAUGGCUUCUCAUGGGUACCCCCCAGCUCCAGGGUUUGUGUUCCACCCUGAACUGGUUUCGGGCAGGGUCUCUAAGGUUAUUGCAGGAUUGUCCACCUUUUUGUCAUAUUCCUGGAUCGAGACAUGAUAUGAUAAGAUUAGAUACCCUUAAUAUGAGGCCACAUCAGUGUGAGGAGCCAUGGAAACCCAUAAGUGGAUUUUCAGAGACUACCCAACUUGUCAAGGUUGACUCAGCCAUUACAAGGCCUGUACUUAUCGAUGUGCAAGACACUCACCCAAACUCAGUACUGUUCAGCUUUGGGAUUGCUGAACAAUGCUCAAGACAUGAGAAAAUUAUGCAGUUCCUCAUGUCUGGGUCCAAUGAAGUAGAAGGAUGUGAACUGGAUAUGUCUAUGCUAUCUAGUUUAAUGGGGCCUCAAGCAUUGACAAGAAAUAAUCUAUAUGGUGCUGGGGUUCAGCCUUCCCUUAUUUACCACCCAAGUAAUGAAUUUUAUGCCCCACUGCCUCUCUUGGAGCUUAUUGGGGAUUUGGCCCGUAGAUCAAAGAUUGAACUUAACGCAGAUGGACAAGUCUCAUUCACAGGUGAUAGCACCAAGUUGAAGGAUAUACUUUUAGUUGUGGCUGAGCAUUACUUGUCAGAGAACUCAACUAAAUGGAGAAAACAGUCAAUGCUAAUCCCACACUUUAAUAGCAUCUCAACCAUUCUAUCGAACAGAUUGGAUUGCAUUGAAGCAAGGGCUAAUGUUCAUGAGUCUAGUACGGUGCUUGAAAACAUGAAAUUUGCUCCUCUAAAGAGUCCCGAGAAAAUCAAACUCAGGCCAUCACCGAAGAAGAAAACAAACAAGAAAGCAGUGAGAGAGAGGGAUCUUUACAAAAAGAACUACUUCCACGCAUGUGAGUGUCUUCUAUCAAUAAUGAUGGACAAGAAGCGCAAUGGGAAAACCGCUAUGCUUUCGCUCAAGAAAUCGGGUCCCGAAUUACCCCAGCUCCUGAUGCAGUUCUCUGCCAGCAUCGCUGGGACCGGGAUUGCUGUUCUUUUCUCUGUCAUCUGUAAGUUAGCUUAUAGUAGGGUACCUUUCUGUGCAUCCAGACUCUUUAGCACCGGUUUUGGGUUUGGACUGGUUUGGCUGUCUUCGGCAGUGAAUAGACUGAGGGACACAGUUGUUUACAUCAACAAAAAUUCGGGUAAAUUGAACCUGAAAGAAGAGGAAAUGAUGAGGAAGCUGGACAGAAGCGUGAAGGAAGUUUUCUUUAGAGCUGCAACAGUGAUGGCAGUGGCAGUGCUGAGGCUCGCAUGAUUUCACGGUGAAGGGUAUUUUGGGAAUACUGAGAUGCAAAGAACUAUCGAAUGCAAGUGUAAUGAUGGUUAGGGAGGUUCACCCGUAACUUGAGUGGGACUCCUGAGUUGAUUUGGUUUGAACAAUAAAGAUAUAUAGAGGGGAAAAUUGACUCCGAUUUUUUAACCAAUUCAAGAAUCCUGCCUCAAGUUUACAUGAGCUCUCUCUGAUCACCAGCUUAGUUAAAUUUUUUGCAGGUUAAUUUUGCUAACUGGGAUGUAUAUUUGAAUAGUAGUAGGAUUACUUUGUUGAUCUGAGAAACAAAAACUUGAAACACAUACAAACUAUAUUGGGUGUGAAAAUCGAAACACUUUAUUCUAGACAA
Molecule: messenger RNA, 1935 nt
Organism: Camellia sinensis
Lineage: Eukaryota; Viridiplantae; Streptophyta; Magnoliopsida; Ericales; Theaceae
Source: RefSeq, a predicted model, not a curated record